AUGUUCUACUCCGGGUCGUCAGUGGCGCCUGUUCUCCGAGCUCCGCUCUGUUCUCCGCGCGGCACAGCCACUCCGCCCGCCCCGCGGCCGCUGAUUGGCCGGGUCUGCACCGCGGGGCGCCCGCAGAAGGCUGCCAGAGCCCAGAGCAAGCGGGUCGGGCUGGGUGGGAGGUCUAGCAGGGAGCAGCUGUUGGAGCUGAGUGGACAUUCUGGAGCUCCCACGGUGCUGAGGAGCCAGCCCACUGAGAACAGCAUGUACCAGCCCCACGAGGCUCCGCCUCCAAGCCUGGAGACUCCAGCAGCAGCCAAGCAGAGAACCAGGGAGCUAAACAGCACCUGUGUCAGCCCAUUGGAUAUGGAGCGUUUCCUCCACUACUCCCUCAUCCCAUCAGUUUUCAUUAUUUUGGUCCUGUCCUUCCUCCAAAGACGAGAGCAUUGUAGAAAGAGAGAUGAUACUUCCUACCUCCUGGGGAACCACUUUAGCAUCAUCAUGCCGCUGGACUUCGUGGGCACAUUUAGUAACCGAUGGUCCUAUGGAAUUGCCUUUGGGGCCACAGCCAAUAAGAUCAUGUUCUUGUUCUCAGAAGGCUACCAGCCCCUACAGGUCCCGCAGUGGGCCCAAGCCCUUGUGCUUCUGAUUGGAGGCAUAGAAGUCGGCCUGUCCCAUUUCCCCUUCUUUGCCUGCCUUUCAUCGGAGUUCCGGCUGGUCAGCGCCAUCCUCGGCUUCAGCUACUCUCUCAUAUGGUUUUCUGUCACCAUACUUUAUAUCAUACAAUGUCCCCAUGGGCAGUAUGUGGGGAGGUACGAGAAUGUCGUGUUCUACUGGCCCUCACUGCUGUGCCUCGCCUUCCUGCUGGGACGCUUCAUGCACAUGUUCAUCAAGUCUGUGAGGGUCCACCUGGGCUGGGAGCUUCAGGCUGAAGAAAAGCCUUUCCUGGAAGCUCACCAGGCAGAGCACGUCAAACAGCUCCUGAGGAAGCCCCCUCUACAAGAGAAAGAAAAGUCUUGGUUUCAAACCAGGAUAUAUGAGUGGGACCCCCGCUUUCAGUUCCCCAGCAGAAUGAUCGGAACCACUGUGCUGGCUUUCAUUUGCCUAUACCUUUUCAUUGUCAUUGAGUUCUGCGUAUUUGUGUAUGUGAGAGAGGAGCUUGACACAUUUGAAGGCCAUCUGGAGACCUACAUCGGCUCCUUGAAUGACACUGAGAUGCUGACCUCAGUCAGUUGGCGCAUAAAAGAGCUGAUCAAUGUGACUAAAGGAGUUUGGGUGGUGACUACUGUGCCUGCCUCCCUCACGUGUGUGAACUAUCUGUUCCACAUUUUGGCCUGCUACAGAAAGCACAUAAAGAGGAUGUGGUCAGGAAAUAAAAAAUUUCUUCCCUCGAGGUUCCACAACCCUUCCUCUUCAGAGAGUGUGGUGGCCAUAGCAAGGUAUUCUGGGUGGCAAAUAGCCUACAUACUGUGGGGCUACCUCAUCAUCCACGUGAUGCAGAGUCUGUGCGGCAUGGUGAUCAUGUACAGCCUGGUACUGCCCAUCGUCCACAACCAAGGCCUGGCGAUGCUGCAAAGUCUGGGCAUUGGGAUCCUCACCAUAUCCAUCGUUGUGGGUAUCAUGAUCCUGCAAGUAUGGAUUGCUGCCAGCUUUUUCCUGCAGCCAAAAAUGGGCACAGCUGACAAACAAAAGCCCUUGGCUCUCAACAACAGGAAAGCAUUCCACAACUUCAACUACUUCCUGUUUUUCUACAACGUGCUGCUGGGCUUGGGUGUGUGCCUCUCCAGGCUGUUCAUCAGCUGCAUGCUGGGCACGUGGCUGAUUGCGCGCAUCGACAGAACCAUCAUGCAGAGCGGCUAUGAGACAGCAGACAUGGGGUAUAGAACAUGGAUUGGCAUGCUCUACGUGGACCAUUAUCACACCAACCCUGUGCUUGUCAGCUUUUGUCAUAUCCUGGUGACUGGCCACAGAGAAAGGAAGCUGAAGCAGGUUAUCAAAUACUGGUACCUAAACCAAACAGCAGGUCCCCGUGUCUCAGCUCGGUCGCGGACGAGGUGGCUCCUGCUGCAAACUCUGAUCAACAACCCCAGUCUCAUCACACUCAGAAAACCAAAGAAGCCCAACUCUGGGGAGCUCACCCAGAUUCUGCAGACAUGCUUAGAGAGCUGA
Chrysochloris asiatica (Cape golden mole) is the source of this 2157-nucleotide messenger RNA. RefSeq names its product stimulated by retinoic acid gene 6 protein homolog. The record is from RefSeq and is a predicted model, not a curated record. The coding region runs from base 1 to 2157 and encodes 718 amino acids. Gene Ontology annotation, biological process: vitamin A import into cell. Gene Ontology annotation, molecular function: retinol transmembrane transporter activity; signaling receptor activity. Lineage: Eukaryota; Metazoa; Chordata; Mammalia; Afrosoricida; Chrysochloridae. The transcript has 19 exons. Gene Ontology annotation, cellular component: plasma membrane.